Paramisgurnus dabryanus is the source of this 2374-nucleotide messenger RNA. It is a transcript of the gene slc25a28, whose product is annotated as solute carrier family 25 member 28. Gene Ontology annotation, biological process: iron import into the mitochondrion. Gene Ontology annotation, cellular component: mitochondrial membrane. Gene Ontology annotation, molecular function: ferrous iron transmembrane transporter activity. The record is from RefSeq and is a predicted model, not a curated record. Lineage: Eukaryota; Metazoa; Chordata; Actinopteri; Cypriniformes; Cobitidae.
UCCGCUUCCCCUGCGGCCUGUUCUGUCGGUCACCUCCUACUGCGUGCGCAGUUUACGGUGCACGGGACUCGUCCUCUCCCCGAUAAGCAGGAGGGAGAGGCCCGCGCUGAAAGAGCCAUCAUCGGUCGCAUGAUUUAGAGUGCCGAGCGCCGGUGUUUGUAUGCACAUGGAAGCGGAUGGUUUUGUGCGCAGGCGGCGGAUGACAGCGGACACUUCGGGCGGUGAUGCCGCCGUGGCCGGCGCUUCCGCGGGCGCGGAGAUCCAGUGGCUCGGCGGACGCUUCUGGGGAGUUUCGGACGGUCUCGUCGGGACGCUAGCACCUCAAAUAACAAAAGAACCGGAGCUUCACGUUGGACAUUUGUAUGGCUCCCAGGAAGCCAGUGACUUAUCUGAACCGGAAUAUGAGGGUUUGCCCCAAGGUGCAUCCACUAGUACUCACAUGUUGGCCGGGGCAGUGGCAGGAAUCAUGGAACAUUGCGUGAUGUUUCCUAUUGACUGUGUGAAGCCAUUCAGCUGUGGACUUGCUGGUGUGUUUUGGAUCAUUGUCCUGCUCCAGGACCCAAGUUCCCUUCAGCUUGAGGUCAAAAACAGAUGGCUGGACAUUAGGACUCGCAUGCAGAGCCUCCAGCCAGACCCAGCCGCCCGCUACCGUAAUGUGAUGGAUGCUCUGUGGCGCAUCGUGAGAACGGAGGGGAUAUGGAGGCCAAUCAGAGGCCUUAAUGCGACAGCUGUAGGGGCGGGGCCAGCUCACGCACUUUACUUUGCCUGCUAUGAAAGGUUGAAAAAGGUUCUCAGUGACAUCAUCCAUCCUGGAGCAAACAGUCAUUUGGCGAACGGCACCGCUGGAUGUGUUGCUACAUUGCUUCACGAUGCUGCCAUGAAUCCUGCUGAAGUGGUGAAGCAGAGGAUGCAGAUGUACAAUUCCCCGUACCGUGGCGUACUGGACUGCGUGCGCUGCGUGUGGAAGCAGGAGGGGGCGUUGGCCUUUUACCGCAGUUACACGACGCAGCUCACCAUGAACGUGCCGUUCCAGGCUCUGCACUUCAUGACUUACGAGUACCUGCAAGAGCUCCUCAAUCCCCAAAGACAAUACAACCCCUCUUCUCACAUGGUGUCCGGCGCUCUGGCGGGAGCCAUCGCCGCCGCCGCCACCACACCACUGGACGUUUGCAAGACCCUGCUGAACACGCAGGAGUCUCUGGCCCUUAACUCCGUCAACCAGAGCGGAAGACACAUUUCGGGCCUCGGCCACGCCUUCCGGACUGUCUAUAGGCUUGGCGGCCUGCCCGCUUACUUCAAAGGCGCUCAGGCGAGGGUCAUAUACCAGAUGCCCUCCACUGCUAUCAGCUGGUCCGUCUAUGAGUUCUUCAAGUACGUUAUUACCAAACACCAGCACGAGAAGCGCAGAGCCCAGCGGGACGGAGAGAAGUAAGCGCUCUCCCUUCGCCUGCAAAACCCCCAGACGAGCGCUCAAGAUGCAUAAGGACAGAUCAAUCGAAAUCGAUACGCACAUAUAAAGUCCAAACACUCACGCAUUUUAAUACUCUAAAAUUCUCACGGUGCCGGUUUUCUUCAUCAUGUCAUUAUAAACGAAAUCUAUUUUGCAGUCCUAACAAUCAGCCCCUAAAAAUUGAAUCCCACAAGGGGGCGUCAGAUGUCUUUUUAGGUUGAAGUGAAAAUAUGUUAAUGAGCGGGAGGUCUUUUAAUCGUGUGGGUUGGACUUCUCUCCUUUAUAUUCCCCUUUAAACCACAUUCAGAAAAGCAAACCCCUUUACCCCUUUCUUUCCAGCCAAACUAUAUACGCACAACUCUAUGUUCAGUAGAAAUUUGGAUUUUAAACGACCUGUAUAGUAAUUUAUUGCCAUUUCCAGCUGAAUGGCACUCAGAGAAAUUGAAAAUUUCUUUGUUAGAUGUAUUUUUGUAGGACUCGGUGGUGCCAUUUUGUCAGCACCGGUGAAAAAUGUGUCCCUGCAUUUAAUCAAAAGUCAGUUGUCCCUUCACAUUUGCCAAAAAUUUAUGGUGUCUGUAAAAGAUGGCACUUUGGUCAGGAUAAUUAUAAUUCAGUCAGCAAUGCCUUAGACAUGCAGAUCAUUUGUAUCCACAGCUAGAUUUCUCAUGUUUUUUUUUUUUUUUUUUUUGACUGUCUACACAGAGGUCCUUCUAAGUGAUAUGAUGAAAUGCAAUUUAAUAUUAUUAUUUUUUUUUUUGAUGGACACUGGAAUGUAUUUUGGUUUCCUUCUGUAUGAGAGUUUGGUCUGAAACGCACACAACAAUUGAGACUUACUGACAGAAGUUUGUCUUGUCCGUUCCUUUUGGUUCCUCAGCUUUCAAUAAACGAGCAGUGCAAGGGAUUUCCCUUGCUUGCAUAAGCUGG